This is a messenger RNA of Porites evermanni, 1052 nucleotides long. The record is from the annotation of a GenBank genome assembly. Lineage: Eukaryota; Metazoa; Cnidaria; Anthozoa; Scleractinia; Poritidae.
AUGACUGAGGUCAUCCGUGUCUUCUCUGGUCUUAAUAUCAAAGCCAUUCAAAGUGCUUACGAAGUCGUUCGUGUCACUUUUGGCACUCCCGAGCACAACCGUGAGGCAAAACAACUCCAGCAAACACUUGUUCGGCUUGCAACAUUUUGGGGGGUGGUCCCCCAAUUACUUGUGUACAUGUCUUCGACUUCCCUUUUAAGGAAAACGAUUGGUCCUUUGAGGUAACUUUUCAGACCUUUGAUUCCGUCAAGAACAUUAACAAACAAAGGCCUGUUUCAAACGUUGUGCUACCGCCAUGCUAAGCUGGUUCGACUGUAGCGCGACCGUAGCACGACACUAGCACGACUUGGUUUCAGACGUUGACUUUAAUUCAGUCGAAUUGAACGGCUGUUGCCGAAAACAAAACACAAAAAUGAAAAAACGGUUUAGCAAACUUUAAAAUUUAUUUAUAAAUUAUGAAUUGGGUUUGGCACGGCGGUAGCACGGCGUUUGAAGCCAAGUCGAGAUACUGUCGUGUAGCACGAAAAGGCUUGCUGUGAUACACGUCAGUAGCAAGACCUUGUUUCAAACGUCGCGCUACUGCCGUGCUAAAGUCGAAUUUAAUUCGGCACAGCAGUAGCAGGACGUUUGAAACGAGCCAAACCUAUGUUUCUAAUCCCAGCAUCUAUAAUGGCACCCGUUUGGUUUAUGUAGUAUUAACUGGUACCCUCCCUCGUUAUCUGAUUGUCGAGUGUUACUUAGUUCGUUUGUGGUACAGAAGUCAGCCUCUCGUAAGAAAUUUAUGCGCUCUGCAGGGGCAUAAGUCCGGUGACUGUCCCAACAGGGACAAAUGUCUAAAGUGUGGGCAGUCCGGGCAUUUUGCCCGUAAUUGUUCAGGCAAUCUGUCCUCCGCUUAUAAUGCCGACUUCCCGCCUCUACGCCCGUCUUCAGAGGCUGCCGCAGAGGAGGUAAAUAGGGUUUUUCAGCCUCUUUUUUCAUCUGCUUUGGAAGUUCUAUCUGAUCGAAAUUCUAAUCUUCUUAAAGACAAGGAGCUCAAGCUUUUGCAGAACUAG